AUGAAUGUGAUUUGGAGAAAUUAUAUUUCCUGUCCAAGGAUAAGAAAAGUACCUCACAGAUACCAAAGUGGUUGUCACCCAGUGGCCCCUCUGGGAUCAAGGAUUUUAACUGAUCCAACAAAAGUUUUUGAACAUAACAUGUGGGAUCACAUGAAGUGGUCAAAAGAAGAAGAAGAAGCGGCCAGAAAAACAGUGGAGGAGAACUCAGCGGUGCGAGUCCUUUCUGAAGAGCAAGUUAAGUAUGAGAGUGAAGCCAGUAAAUAUUGGGACACAUUUUAUAAGAUUCAUAAGAAUAAGUUUUUCAAAGAUCGUAAUUGGCUAUUGAGGGAAUUCCCUGAAAUUCUUCCAGUUGGUCAGAAAACUGAAGAGAAGGUGAAAGAAUUAUCAUGGAAUCAUGUGAAAAUUAAUACUGAAAGUUUUUUCUCAAAAAUGCACUGCCCUACUAUGCCUGAAGAAAAAAAUCAUUAUAAAGAAAGUUCUGGCUCAUCAGAUGGUCAAAGCAAAGCAGGAUCUGACUUUUCUAAACUGGACUCUGAAGAAUACAGAGAAAGACGUCUGAAGACUGAAUUGUUUCCUGGUAGCAAUGCUGCUUUCAGAAUCCUCGAGGUUGGCUGCGGUGCUGGAAAUAGUGUUUUUCCAAUUCUGAACACUUUGCAGAAUGUGCCAGAGUUCUUUCUUUAUUGUUGUGAUUUUGCUUCUGGAGCUGUGGAGCUAGUAAAGUCUCAUGCAUCGUACAGAGCAUCCCAGUGCUGUGCCUUUGUUCAUGACGUUUGUGACCAUGGCUUACCCUACCCUUUUCCGGAUGGGACCCUGGAUGUCAUUCUCCUCGUCUUUGUGCUGUCUUCUAUUCAUCCUGACAGGAUGCAAGGUGUUAUAAACCGACUGUCCGAGUUACUGAAACCUGGGGGAAUGCUGUUAUUUCGGGACUAUGGAAGAUAUGAUAAGACUCAGCUUCGUUUUAAAAGGGGACAUUGUUUAUCUGAAAAUUUUUAUGUUCGAGGAGAUGGCACCAGAGCAUAUUUCUUUACAAAAGGGGAAGUCCACAAUAUGUUCUGCAAGGCUGGGUUAGAUGAGAAGCAGAAUCUGGUUGAUCGUCGCUUACAAGUUAAUAGGAAAAAAAAAGUGAAAAUGCACCGAGUGUGGGUUCAAGGCAAGUUCCAGAAGCCAUUACACUUGACUCAAAAAAGCUCCAACUUGGUAUUUUCAGUCCUUUCUCAUGGCUGA
Messenger RNA from Rangifer tarandus platyrhynchus (Svalbard reindeer), 1224 nucleotides. Lineage: Eukaryota; Metazoa; Chordata; Mammalia; Artiodactyla; Cervidae. The record is from the annotation of a GenBank genome assembly.